UUGUCUGCGCGGGCAGUGCGUCGACCGCACGCCCUUCCAUUCACGCGAAUGUAUCUUCUUCACAUUCGAAAAAUAAUCCGCGUAUAGUGUGUCGCACUGUUUAAUUAUUAUUAUUUAAUAGUUAAUAAUCACAGUUUAAUUAGUAAAAUGUGUUCAAGAAGUUUAUCUAUUUAUAUUAAUUUGGCAUUUAUCGCAUGCUGCGUUGUAGCCGACUGCGGUCCAAGAUUAAAAUACACGUGGGGUGAUGCAUUACAAGGAACAGAUUGUCCAGGACCGGACGGAGCUGCAUACCCCAGGCAUUUAGUGAACAGGGCGUUGAAGUCAGGACCAUGGCAGUCGUCACGGCAGGGUCGCGGGGUGCGGACAGUGGACCCUGCGAUCAUGAGGAGAGCACUACUUGAUGCUCAUGCCGGAUAUUCCGAGAGCGCCAGAGUUCAUUCAGGUGGAAAUAGAACUGGUCGUGCCACAAACCUGCCAGGAUUAUCGCCGGCACCUACAAACUCUUGCGGUGGCACUCGCCUCUGUAGGACGCGGUACAACACUACAGCCCCCAUGUACGGCGUGUCACUGACGUCGGGUCAGCCAGUCACUAUCGUGCAGAAGUUCCCAGAUUUACUGCAGCAGGUCGUCUUCGAGGUUUGCGAAUCAAGUGAGUGUUCGAUGGUCCGAGGGACGUGUUCUCAAACGUACGUGCCUUACCUAUUUCUGGUACUACCAUUAGGUCCCGUCACGCUAACCGGUCAGGACUACGUGCUCGUCGAGUCUGGCUGCGUCUGUAGACCAGACCCGGUCUCGUAGACCUAGACCUACUCUAGAGCAUUUAGUGUGAAGAAUUAGGGGAACAAUUAAUCCGUCCACAAGUAAUCUUUAUUACGAGUUUCGAAUCGUCUUUUAUUUUUGGUUUUUGGAGAAUAGUAUGUGCAGAGAAUUAUGUUAAAUGAAGAUAUUUAAAAAAGCUUUUUUAUGUCAC
Messenger RNA from Trichoplusia ni (cabbage looper), 970 nucleotides. RefSeq lists its product as uncharacterized. The record is from RefSeq and is a predicted model, not a curated record. NCBI's taxonomy places the organism in Eukaryota, Metazoa, Arthropoda, Insecta, Lepidoptera, Noctuidae. The transcript is spliced from 5 exons. Bases 148 to 798 code for a protein of 216 amino acids.